Molecule: messenger RNA, 1663 nt
Organism: Cylas formicarius (sweet potato weevil)
Lineage: Eukaryota; Metazoa; Arthropoda; Insecta; Coleoptera; Brentidae
Product: cytochrome P450 4C1-like
Exons: 9
Coding region: 127-1650 (507 amino acids)
Molecular function (GO): monooxygenase activity; oxidoreductase activity, acting on paired donors, with incorporation or reduction of molecular oxygen; heme binding
Source: RefSeq, a predicted model, not a curated record
AUCAAAAAUGUAGAUGCCCUUUGUGACCCGACUCAAUUUUGGGCCAAAGAUUUGUUGGUUCCUACAAGAUAUAUUAAAAAUGUGUUAUUGUUAUGUUUCAAAAUAUAUCACAGGGUUCUAGCAAACAUGUCACUCAUUGUUUAUUUAGUUCUUCUAUAUGUCUUCUGGUUCUUGACUGGGCAUUCGUUUAGAUCGUUUGCUGACGGUAUACGAAGAAGGCGAGUAAAUAACAAAUUACCUGUCCCUGAAGGAUGGAUACCCAUUUUGGGAAAUGGUCUACAGCUUCUUGGAAACCCUGAUAAUGUUUUCAAAGUUCUGAGGAAAUGGGCUCAACAAUAUUAUCCAAUUUACGCUGUACAUUUGGGGCCUAAAAUUGUAGUUUGCGUUUUUGGACCAGAUGAAGUAGAGGCAGUAAUAUCAACUACAAAACACAACACCAAAGCCGAUGUUUAUAGAUUCUUAAACCUUUGGCUUGGAACGGGACUUCUAACUAGUGCAGGUUUGAAGUGGCAACGGAGGAGGAAAAUUUUGACCCCAACUUUUCAUUUUAACAUACUUAAACUGUUUGUUAAUAUAUUCAAUAACGAAGCGGAUGGUUUGGUGAAAACAAUAUUGCAAAAUCCCGAAGAACGGGUUAUAAACAUAGCCCCGCUUAUUUCAGAUCUCACCUUGGGUGCGAUAAAUGAAACUGCAAUGGGAGUAAACCUUGGUACGUUCAGGGAACAGGGUUUAAGAUAUAAAGAGGCCGUGUAUGAAAUAUCGACAAUUGUGUACAAGAGAUUUGUACGGUUUUGGAAUGGGAUCGAUUUUUUUUACCACAACUUUUCUUCGCUGGCAAAAACCGAACGAAGCGUUGUCACUAUCCUUCAUAAUUUUACGAACAACAUCAUUAAAAAGCGCGAAGAAACAUUCAAGGCGUUUAACGUUCCUCUCGACAUCGAAGAGAACGCAUACGCGGUUAACACCGAUAGGCAUCAUGCGAUGUUGGACGUUUUGCUGAAUGCAAAAUUGAAUGACGGGAUCAUCGACGACGCUGGAAUUAGCGAGGAAGUAAACACGUUUGUUUUUGAGGGACACGAUACUACUGCAAUGAGCCUGAUUUUUACCUUGCUAUUGUUGGCUAACCACAAAGACAUUCAGGAUCGCAUUUAUGAAGAAAUUGUUGAAAGUUUAAAUAACAAUCUGGACAAAGAACCUUCUUACAACGAUUUACAAGAUAUGAAAUAUACGGAAAGAUGCAUCAAAGAAAGUUUGAGACUGUAUCCGAGUGUUCCGUUCAUUGGCAGAGUUUUAGAAGAAGACGUGUUUACUAGUCGUGGCAAAAUAGCAAAAGGGACAACGGUUUUCAUACACGUUUACGAUUUACACCGGACUUCAUCGUUGUGGUCGGAUCCCGAAAAAUUCAACCCCGAUAGAUUUUUAGCAGAGAACUCAAGUAAUAGGCACCCAUUUGCUUACAUUCCGUUCAGUGCCGGACCCAGAAACUGUAUAGGACAGCGUUUUGCUAUUUUGGAAAUCAAAUCAGCAUUGUGUGCACUUUUAAAGAAGUUCAAAUUGGAACCGGUAGACAGACCAGAAGAUAUCGUAUACAUACAGGACUUGGUGCUCAGGCCUAAAAAUGGUGUUAGAAUGAAAUUUAUUAGGAGAUAAUUGUUCGACCUUU